Messenger RNA from Pungitius pungitius (ninespine stickleback), 1816 nucleotides. RefSeq names its product sulfotransferase family 3, cytosolic sulfotransferase 1 (gene sult3st1). Gene Ontology annotation, cellular component: cytoplasm. Gene Ontology annotation, molecular function: sulfotransferase activity. Bases 230 to 1081 code for a protein of 283 amino acids. Gene Ontology annotation, biological process: sulfation. Lineage: Eukaryota; Metazoa; Chordata; Actinopteri; Perciformes; Gasterosteidae. The record is from RefSeq and is a predicted model, not a curated record. The transcript is spliced from 7 exons.
UAGUUGUACUUCUGACCUGUGUGCUGCCUGAACUGCUCCUGCCUUUGCAAACGCAGCGCUGAUACUUGACGUGUGAUCUGAUAAAUAAAUUUCCCAGAAUGAGAUAAUUUUUUUGGCUGAAUUUCUGCUAAAUAUAUCCCCAACCGGGCUUCCAAUCUUCGAAUACUUCAAAUAUCUUUCAAUUCAGAGGCUCCAGAAGGGUUUGUGUUGUAUUUGUAUUUAUAGGACGAUGGAGAAGAUCACCAACCACCUCUUCAGGUACAAAAACUACAACUUUGCCAUCGGUAUGUCUACUCCAGAGCACAUCGACUCCCUGCAGAGCUUUGAAAUCCGAGACAGUGACGUUUUCCUCGUCACUUAUCCAAAGUCAGGAACCAUAUGGACUCAACAGAUCAUCAUAUCCAUCUGCGAGGCGGACGGAGCUCUGCCUGAAUAUCCAAACAACCUGGAGCAGAUGCCCUGGCUGGAGUAUGCAGAGGCGAAAAAGGAUUACGCCCUGCGACCCUCCCCCCGACUCUUCUCCUCUCACCUCACCCCGGCUCUCAUGCCCCCGGGCCUGAGGGACAAGAAGGCCAAAAUAAUCUACGUGAUGCGGAAUCCAAAGGACAACAUUGUCUCCUAUUUCCACUUCAGCAGCCACUGCGGCAGCCUGGAGACCCCCAAGAGCUUCGAGGACUUCUUUGAGCAGUAUCUGGUGGGAAAUGUUGGAGCUUCAUCCUGGUUUGACCACAUAAGGGACUGGCAUUCAGAGAGAGACCAGUACACCAUCCUCUUCCUCACCUACGAGGACAUGGUUCUAGACCUUAAGGGGGCAGUGAUUAAGAUCUGCAACUUCUUGGGGAAAAACCUGAGCGAAGCGGCCAUUGAGCGAGUUGUGGAAAAAGCCACAUUCGACACCAUGAAGAGAGACUCAAGAGCAAACUACACGUUUUUGCCAAAAGAAAUAGUGGAGAAAGACUUCAUGCGCAAAGGUAAGAUCGGCGACUGGAAGAACACCUUCACCGCCGCUCAGAGUCAGAGGAUCGAUCGCCUGAUGCACGAGAGACUCGGAGACACCUCUCUGCACUUCAUCUGGGAGUAGACCAACGUCUAAAAACUAGAGCUGUCAAAUGAUUAAAAAUUUUAAUCAAAUUAAUCAGAAUUUUCAGUGGAUUAAUCAGGAUUAAUCACUAUUUGCAAUUACACCUGAAUCCUAACCAUUUUUUCUCUCUGAAAUGCAUACCAAAGAUAGAUGUUAUUGAUAUUUGACUUGGUUUAAUUAAUUCCAGAAAAUAAUCAGAUCAAUGUUAUUUGAUAAGUUACAGACUGAUUUCCCUGCAUGGCUCUAGAAGGGUCACGAGCCUCUGCAGUUUAUGCCACUCUGCUGCGGUCGGCAAAACGUGUUUGUGCUGCUGAUGGUCAAGGGCUGCGAUGACCAGACAUGACCAGACAUGUCAACCCUCCCGAAUUUCAAAGCCCCUCCCGAAAAUCUCCCGGACCGACCUUUCUCCCGAUUUCCACCCGAACAACAAUAUUGCUACACCAUCAGUCACUGGGCGCGCCGUUUCAGACCGAACAAUAAUAAAACCGCUAGCACCCCCACCCCCCUGCCUGCAGGUGGCAGUAAUGUGUUGUAUAGGAUGAAGUGCAUUCUCUAGAGGAAGAGGUUCUUUCCCGACCUGAAUAAUUUGUCACUGCGCAUGCGUGAAAUCUGUUAAAAAAAAUUGACGUAAUUAACAACAAACAACUAAUUAAUGUAGUUAACGCGCUAUUUUUCACAGCCCUACUAAAAACACAACUCUGUAUUCAAAUGAAAUAAAAUCUAUUUUGGGGUUGA